Molecule: messenger RNA, 2154 nt
Organism: Panicum virgatum (switchgrass)
Lineage: Eukaryota; Viridiplantae; Streptophyta; Magnoliopsida; Poales; Poaceae
Exons: 3
Coding region: 1541-2014 (157 amino acids)
Biological process (GO): regulation of root meristem growth
Molecular function (GO): growth factor activity
Source: RefSeq, a predicted model, not a curated record
UCGGACCCCGUGGCCGGACGGCAUUCACGGUGGCGGCGCCACGGCACGGUGUUCCGUUGACGCCAUGCGAGAUGGCGACGGUUGCUUGCUCCAAUCCGUUUUUCAUCUGGGUGCAUCAGACUGCAAUCCUUCGUUCGAUUCAUUCAGUAAACAGACUAACAGUAACAAGCAGCAUGUAAGAAUUCUGCUUUCUGGCUCAUGUGAUGGUCUAUCAUGAAGUUGCCGGCUUGCCCUUGUACAGAAGGACUUUGAUGCACAACCAGUCCAACACACUGCAAGCAGACCAAAUCUCUGCCCUUCUCAGUAGUGACUGAAAAACUUCUAUUACUGGAGGCUUCAGAUACUACCACAGUUGGAAGGGCCCAAAGAUAGGGUUGUUCAUGUCACUGUGCCUAGAAGGAAAACAAGUUUCCCCAUUUCAAUGAUUCUAUCACAAAUACAGCAUGACAAGCAAAUCCCCCAACAUCCGAAGAAAGGAUGGAUUUUGGACGGCCUCGGUCUGGACAAAAUGAACUAUGCGGUACUCUGAAUCAUUUGGCUUCAGAUGCGCGAUACAGGCGAACCGCAAUGCCGAGACUUGGGCCACGCAGCUGGUGCCACUUGAGUCCCAGAAGACCGUGUUGACUGUCUCAGAUGGUACAUUCCAGCCACAGUACCGUUAGUAUGAAGUUUCACACCAGGUGCAGAGAGGCCUGGGAGGCUGGGACUUGUACCCAGCACGUACAAUCAGGCAGAGGAACCCAAGCUCAAGCUGGCAUCCUGCUCAUGCUUUUCGCAGCCACUUGUCACGCCCAACACCUGAAAAGAGGAAAGCCAUCUGGUUAGUCUACGCUCAAAUCAUGUGCUAAAAAACGGGACCAAAUUCAAUCCAAUGAAAAGGAAGACAGAUUCUUCAUGCGUUCACUCUCCCAAGUCCUUUUGAUCAAUGCAACCGACAACGGCGGUCGAACACAAGGCGCGCCCUUGCGUGCUGAGGGCGUCUGGUUCACACCCACCAAUUCACCAGCAGUUAAAUUUUGUGCUACCACCUAGGAGUCUGACGGAUCAAUAUGGCUUAAGGUACAUGUGGGGGCACCGAGGGCAUUACUUAAGAUCAAUGGGAGGUGAAACUCUAGGUUCCGGCCUUGGUCCCGGGAAAACUUUCUAGUUGGCCACUGAAGUUUGCCUCUUCUUCCUCACUGCGUGCAUUGGCAGCAGCACUGUGGGCAGAGGGCCCAAGGCACCCAAAAUCUUCUAUCCCAAGCAAUUUGCCGAUCCUUGGAGCACUUUUACAAUGCAUGAGAUCCUUGGAAACUACUGCUUGGCAAAUGGCAAUGGACAAACUUUGAGUAGUUCCAAGCACAUGAAUAUACUCAAGCCAAUAAGAAAUGGUGAGGCCACAGAAUGUUGUAUGGAUUAAAAGUACAGGUGCAGCAUUCUAUGAACAAGAGAUAUUGCAACUCUACCUUGAGUCUUUGACCAAUGGAGGGCCCAUGUCUCUGCAACCCUAUAAAUCCACCCUUCCUUUGUUCUUCUUUCUCCUGCCCUUUCCGUUAGUUACAUGACAGACAUACCUAAAAGCAGGGCUAGACAGUUAGUUAUGCAGCCGUUAAACUGUAUAAGCUUCUUGCUCGGGCUGGCCAUCCUCUCAGCCACCCUUGGCCCCUUUGUCACUAUUGCACAUAGAGAAUUGCUGAUGGUAACUGGCAGCAAGAGAGGAGCAGAAAUCAAGCUGGACCUGAGUGUUGACAAAACCGGAACGGAUGAGGAUGUUAGAAGCAAUGUAUUGACAGGACGAAAGCUAGCUAUUGGAGAUGCAGUCACGGAGCAGAAGGAUGCAAAUAAUUCUGGAAGCAAAACAAGCUCAGGUGCAAAAACUUCUGUUGGAAAAUGCGGGCAAGGAGGAAGGAAGGAUUUGAGUAUGAACUGUUAUUUUAGAAGUAGAAAACCUCCACCAAAGGUUUACUUUGAUGGAGACAUUCCCUUCACUGCUGAUUACCGUUCACCCCGGAAACACCCUCCUAAGAACAACUAGAAGUUGAUAGGGUACAGACAAGUAACUAUAACUAGCUUGUUUUUUUUUCUCUCUUCUGGUUUGCCAUCCUAUAUGUCAAAUAUGGCUUUCCUUCUUGUUAGAUACAUGUGUUUAGUUAUGAUAAAAUAAUAAAUUGUUGU